Messenger RNA from Physeter macrocephalus (sperm whale), 7817 nucleotides. It is a transcript of the gene CCDC97, whose product is annotated as coiled-coil domain containing 97. The coding region runs from base 2280 to 3323 and encodes 347 amino acids. Lineage: Eukaryota; Metazoa; Chordata; Mammalia; Artiodactyla; Physeteridae. The record is from RefSeq and is a predicted model, not a curated record. The transcript is spliced from 5 exons.
UACUAGUUCAUUUUUAACGUGGUUCUCUGGUCUCUGCCCUUUCCAGUUCACCCACAGUCCCAAAUCCCUCCCGGAAUUUGUGAGUAGAAAAAGAUGGAACAAGUCCCUAGGCAGAGAGCAAGGUAGGGUGAUGGUUGGAAACUAGGGCUGGACUGUUGGGGUCAUCCCUUGGUGUGACUGCCCAUCCACAUUAGGCCUGGCCUCUGUGCUGAACUUAGGAUGGGUCUUGACCGUGCUCCUAGAUCCAGGCUAGUGGGGAUUCCAGGAGCUUGUUUAUCUAGCCAGCAAGUGUUAGGUACUGGCUCUGUUCCUUACCCACACCCACUCUGGACAGCGCAGAGGACACAGCAUGACCAAGGCAGUCCUGGACCCUGCCCUCAUGGGGCUCUCAGUCCAGAGGUAACACGGACCUGUCAUGGAAUGGUGACAGUGCCAAGGUCAGCUGUGAGAGCUUGGGGUGGAGGGGGGUGGUGAGGUGAGGGCUUCGUGGAGAAGGGAAAUGUUUUAAAGAGAGGAAUGAGCUGGGAUAAAAGACUUUCUGAUUGCAUCCCCACAGCCUAUCCUCCUUCCCCAGCAACUUGAGUCAUCUCUUCAAUUCCCUUAGGCAUGCUGUACUCCUGGCCCCUUGUGAGGGACAAGGCUGGGGCACAGGAGUGGCCAGUUCUGCUCCAUCUCUUCCCUCACAGGAACUGUCUCAGAGCCUUGUGAAGGGAACACGGGCUACAAAACGGAGGAGGAAGGUUGACUACUUUUGAGGUCAGAUGCGAGGCAUCUGAACAUGAGGUGGGGCCAAGGUUGAUGGCUAGUUGGGCUAAAGGGAAUCCUAGAGUGGCCUCUCCCUACUGAGGGAGGGCCUCAGGUCCUCUAGGCUGGGAAGUCCCCUUCCCUGCAGGCGCAUGUGUUGGGCAACAGUGCCCUCUGCUGGCCUUUCCUGGCAAUAUGUCUAAGUGUAGUCAGUCCCCAUCUAUCCCAAGUGACAAAUGAGCCACUUUCCUCCAGAUCCCUUAUCCUGGGAAUGCAAAUGGAAGUUAUUCCUCUGCCUUUGGCCUUAAUAUCUGGGUUACUGCGUCAGCCUCCUCACAGAUCUCUCUAACCUCCAGUCCCUUACUCUGAUACCCCCCCUGCUCGCUUCCCACAGGAUAAAGGAGCUCAAGCUACUUAAUAUGGCUUACAGGCUCCACAUGCCUGGCCCCUGGUGACCUCACUGGCAUUACCUUUUAGCACUCCCCUUUCAAACUUAAGAUCACUAGUUUGUUCUAGGGGAAUCACAAAUCCCUUUUAGAAUCUAAAUGCCAUGAACUUCUGCCUUGGGAAUACAUGUGUAUGUGGAAUUUUGCAUAAAGAUUUGUGAGGUUUUCUGAUUCUUGCAGCCCGAUCAUGACCUUCAAGUUAGAACUCCUUUCCUAUUACCUGGCCAUACAGAAGCAACCAGAACUAUUGAUGCCUGCCUUCCUCUCCGGGGGUUUGUCUUGCCCAUCCUCCUACACGAGACCCUUCUCUACCUCCCUCUUACCCUGAUUCCUGAUCAUUUUUCCGGUCUCAGUUUGGGUGUCCUUUACUCUCAGAAAAGAACCUUCCCUGGGCCCUCCAGGCUGGGGUGGGCAGCUCUCUUAGCUGGACCUCUGGGUCCAUCAGCCCUGCCCACUCAGGGCACUGGUAACACUUGAAUGUGAGUCCCUACCCGUCACCUAGGGCAAAUCAGGACCAAGGUCUCUCCACACCUGAAGAUUCUUCAGGUCCUGGGAGCACAAAGCGGGAGGUUGAGUCUCUGAUCUCACCACCUAUCUCAUGCUAAGCAGGGACUGCGUGUGAUGACAGAAGCAAGCGACAAGGCUUAGUAAGUAUUCUUGAGGUAGUGAAGAAAUAAGAUAGACUGGGGUCUAAACCAGAGCCCAAGCCCUCAGAGGCUCUGGAGGGUGGUCAUUCAAACCAUUCAUCCCCAAAUUAAGCAUGCUGGGCUCUGGAGUCACAGCAGUGCACAGGGUGAACAAGCCUUCCCUCCUGAUAGUCCAAUUUCGUAGCGGUUCAAAUUGCGGGGGUGCGGCGUGCCGGAAGAAUCUCUCUGACCCUGGCGCCCUUUUCCUGCCUGGGGUGGGCGGGACCGGACAGAAGCACGCAUGCGCAAAGGAAACUCCAACUUCGUCCCGGAACUUUGGUUACUGGUGACGCGGGGCACCCGGCCCCGGGAGUGUGCUCGGCCGGAAGUGGCCGCUGAGGACUUGGGGUGGGUUUGGUGUGCGGGGCCUGCCACAGCAGGUAACAAGUCGUAGAGAAUCAGGAUGGAGGCCGUAGCGACAGCGACUGCGACUGCAACGGCGGCGACGGAACCCGGUGAAGGCUGCACGGAGCCCAGUCCUGGGCACUGGGGGGAGCUGAGCUGGACGCCGGUCCCAUCCAGACCCCAGGACAAGGCAGAAGCAGCAGAGGGAGCGCCAAGGGCCCUAGACACCGGCCCCCCAGAGGUCGAGGACGCGGCGGUGAGUGCCAUGCUGCGCGCCGUGGCUGCCAGCCACCUGCCCGUGUGCAGCCAGCAGCAGGGCGAGCCCGACCUGACCGAGCAGGAGAAGGUGGCCAUCCUGGGCCAGCUGUACCAUGAGAAGCCACUGGUGUUCCUGGAGCGCUUCCGCACGGGCCUCCGGGAGGAGCACCUGGCCUGCUUUGGCCACUUGCGCGGUGACCACCGCGCGGACUUCUACUGUGCCGAGGUGGCCCGGCAAGGCAGCACCCGACCCCGCACCCUGCGCACCCGCCUGCGUAACCGCCGCUACGCUGCCCUGCGUGAGCUCAUCCAAGGUGGCGAGUACUUCAGCGACGAGCAGAUGCGGUUUCGGGCCCCGCUGCUGUAUGAGCAGUACAUCGGGCAGUACCUGACCCUAGAGGAGCUCAGCGCCCGCACCCCAGCCCACCGGCCGCCCAAGCCCGGCCCCCCCGGCACUCCCGCCUGCCCGCUCUCCGACCUGCUGCUCCAGUCCUACCAGGAGCGGGAGCUGCAGCAGCGGCUGCUCCAGCAGCAGGAGGAGGAGGAGGCCUGCUUGGAGGAGGAGGAAGAGGAGGAGGACAGCGACGAGGAAGACCAGAGGCCUGGCAAAGACUCGGAGGCCUGGGUCCCCGACUCGGAAGAGAGGCUGAUCCUGCGGGAAGAGUUCACCAGCCGGAUGCACCAGCACUUCUUGGACGGCAAGGAUGGGGACUUUGACUACAGCGCCGUGGACGACAACCCUGACUUCGACAACCUGGACAUAGUGGCCCGGGACGAAGAGGAGAGGUACUUCGAUGAGGAGGAGCCCGAGGACGCACCCAGCCCAGAGCUGGACGGGGACUGAUGGCUGCGGCCGCCCACCCCGUCCCCCGCCCCCACAAGGCCGCUGAUUACAGGCCAGGCCGGCUCAGUGACUUUCUCUAGGCGACAGCAGGGUGGCUGCCCUACACCACCGAGAGCCUCGCUGGGUCUGGUCCCAUCUCUGCGGCCCCCUCCCCCUUGCUCUCCAUUUCCUUCUCCCCCUGAACCCUGGUGCCUCUCUCCCUCCUCUCUCCUCUCAGUCUCUUUCUCACCACCUUUCUGUCUCCUGCUUUCUGUGUCUCUCCCUCUUUCUCCACCUCCCUCUUUUUCCUUUCUGUCUUUCUCUUUCUCCCCUUCUCUCUGUGCCUCGGCCUCUGUCCCCACGACAGGGCCCAGGAUGAACAUCCUCCCCUUGACCUAGGCCAGUGGGGCCCUUUGUCGCUGGAGCUGGCCAGGUUGAACCCAGAGCGGCGCUCCGCCUCUCCCUCCCCAGCCCCGCCUCUGCUCUCCUGCCCCUCUGUGCUUGAGGCUCAGUCUCACACUUGCACCUCCUGGCCUCUGUUACGUUCCGUCUCCUUCGGCCUCCCUCUCUGGGCCCAUGGCUCUUCCUGCCCAUACACUUGCAUCUUUCGCAGCCUCUGUGCUGGCUCUGUCCCUCUCUGUCUCUCAGCCUUUAUCUCUGGGUUUCAGUACCCCCCCCAAGGCCCUGAGCAUCCCGCAUCCUGGCUGCUGUGGGCCACAGAGCCUGACUGCUGAGUAACUGGGCCUCACUGUGGGCAGUGGGGAGACCUUGGGGGUGGCCACCGGCUCUCACCUCUCCCUCAGGACCCAGGUUUGGGAGAGGUGAGCAGGGGCGGCAUGGGAUCGUGGGCCUGCCAGGCUGGGUAUAGAGGGAGAGGAGCGACUUACCCCUCCCAGCCCCACCAGCCCCACUCUGCCCAGCCAGUUUUCCCUUCCUUCACUUCCUCCACCUCCCUCUCCCUCUCCUGUUUACACUUCCCAAAUAUGCACAGGCUGUUAUCAUGGGUCCUGAGUCAUCCCACACACACGCACGCGCGCGCACACACACACACAGACACACAGACACACACACACACACACACAGACACACACACACACACACACAGCCGGCCCCAGCAUCCCUGCCCCAAGCCGGCCCCGCGGAGCCCCCUGCCGCCCUGGGCUAAUGGGAGCCAGAUGGCCGCCUGGUGACUCAGCCACUGGCCUGUGGGAACCCAGGCAUCCUGCCUUCCCAUGCCCCCAUACCCAGCUCACGCUCCCCCGGUAGAUAUACGCAGGGAAGGGGCCAGCUGCUAGUGGCGGGGGGACACAGGCCAUGUGUUGGAGAGGUGGGGCCCGGGGACCCCUCACUCCUGUGAGCCAGGCCUGAAGGACCCUCAAAACUGCCUCCUCCAGCAUGGGGCCCAGAGUGCCGGGGAGACCCCACGGACUCUCGGGGCCACAGCUUUUGACCCCCAGGCCUCGCCUCUGGCUCAACUGGAAUUAGAGCCAGACACAGAAAGUGAGAGACAGAGGCCGAGGGAUGUUCAGACAGACUAUUAAAUAAGGAAACUUCCGGUUACUGAGCAGUUCUGUCCUGUGCCAGGCCCCAGCAAGGUGCCUGAUGCUGCACUGAAUCCUCCACACAGCCCCGCGAACGAGGGGCUCAGCUCCAUUCCGUGUGUGGGUCGCAGGAGGCCCAGAAAGGAGAUGUCACGUACUCAAGGCCACGUGGCCAUCAGAGAUGAAAACUCGGGUGUAGAAUCGUAAGUCCUGGAGACCACCUCCUGGCCUGCCUGUCUGCUCUCAGGGCUACACAGAGUAGACAGACGCACAGACUUCUUCAGGGAUAACGACUGAAGGAGAGUUAGCUGUUGAGGAUAACAGCAGCUAACACCUUUGGGGCCCUCCUGGCACGCUAGGCACUGUCCUUCCUAUGCACAGACGGACAGCAUCAUCUAGUGUUUAGUACCUGCGUCACUGAACCAUCACAGAGGUCCCAUCAGUAUAAACUGUCAGUACUGAUAGGGUGUCUCCCAGAGGAGGCCCAAGGCGAUCCAGCCAGCUAGACUCACAAUUGGGAGAGAUGUUUGUCUCUCAGGUGCUUACUGAUGCCCUCAGGUUGUGAGAGGUCUUUCAUAAUACAGGCAUCAGCCCUGGGUGAUGGGCACAUUUUUCACCAGUCUAUCAUUUGAUCAUUAAAUUUGUGAUACACUGUGCCAUGCCUGAAUUUGUUGCAUACAUUUUUUAAGUGAUGAGAGACAGCAGUUGAGUCAGAAUUGGGGUUAGUCAGAUGGCAGAGAAGGAGCAUCUGUCUCAGAGACCGAGGUGGAGCCCAGAGACACUCCCCCAUCACAGCCUCAGACCCGCUGAGACCUGGAGGUGCCCAGAGAGGCGCCUGCCCCUCCACUCCUGGUUCUGGGGUUGGGGUGGGCGGAGAGGCUGAGUCAGGGAGGGGAGAGCCCCUCCGAGGGCAUCUGGCCCCCACCCCCGUGUCUCCUGUCUGUCCUCCUGGCCAGGCUCUGCUGGCUGCCACCCCACUCCCCAUGUGUGACACCUCUUUGCGUCCUGCCCCUCUCUCCUCAUCCCCUCCAACCGCCUGCCUCGCUGUCCCUUCUCCCUGCUGCUGCUGUCUCCUUCCUCUGCCUCUCCCCUAGCUCCGUCUUCCCUUUCGGUCUGUCUCUGCAGCUCUCUGACUGUCAUCGUCUCCCCAUCGCUUCUUGUCUACCCUCUCUCAGCCCCUUCUCUUCCCCCUCGUUAUGCCCAGGCCUCUGCCUCCUCUUCUCUCCUCUCCCUCCUUGUCAUUCCCUCCCUCUCGGUCUCCGCGCCCCCGUGCCUUUCUGUCAGAGGCCCCCCUCCUCCUCUGGUCUCCACCCUCAUUUUUUCCUACCCCUCUCUCCGCUGUCUCCUGGCCCACCGCCCUUGUCCCAUCUCUGCUGGUCUCUCUCCCAGCUCCUGGGAAGCCCAGCGGGAGUGUCAGGGUCAGGGCUUCACUGGUGGCCCCUGGGAGCCCAGAAUGAGGGGUCACCACCUCGCCCCCACCCAGAAAGGGGGCAGGGAGGCUGCGGCCUGUCUGGCCAGAAGGAAGUGACUGUGCUGUGGCCUGGUCACCCCCGCCCCCAAGACCUGCCCGGCUGCUGCCGCCCCCGGGCUGGGGCCAAGUAAACACAGCCGCCGGCAGCCCAAGAUAUUUAUACCGAGGUCCGGGCGUGGGUCCAGUGCCCACCACAGCCCCUGCCCUGCCCUGCCCGCCACGGCCAGCCCCGAGCCAACGUGGCACCAGCCGCAGACACAGCCUCCACUCAGCACGGAGGCCGCAUCGCUCGGGAUGCCAGCGGCUUCACUAGGGACACAGGAUGCCCCCCCUCCCUGGAAACACCAGCACAAAUGCAGCCCCACACAUGCAGCUGCUCGUGAACGUGGACACACUCACCCCACCGAAAACUCAAGACUGAUAGAGCCAAACAGAGACUCACACGGCUGCUCACACACUGAAGUCAUCAGCCCACAUGCGGGGACACAAAAUGCAGACACCACCUGCUCACAGGCACCCACAGAGGCUGAGAACACCAGUCCCGGAGAUGGACACACUGGGAGGAGGACAGCAAGCAUGUGGGAGACACACCCCGUAGACACACAAACAUGCUCGGAAUACCAGCGACACACACGCUGAUCACAAAACGUAACCCAGAAGCUACUCACCCACAGACACGAACACUGGGGACUGUCACACACAGGCAGUGAAAACAUCCUGAGUAGGAAACACAACGUACAACACGCACACACACACAAUACCUCCUGGAAACACACUUUUCUCACAGACCCAUAAACAUAUAUGGAAAACACCCACACUUCUAAUCAAACUUAUGCUAAGAAUGUGCAAAUUUACACUCAGAAAAGAAGAGCAAGUGUGCUGAGAAAAAAUCCAGACACAUAACACACCCCAGGGAUACAACCAACUCAUACAUGCAGACUAGCCGAGUCACACAGUGUCCGGACACAGAACCCAGAGUGCACACUGGCUUGUGCAGCAGAAACACAAAACACAGGUGCAGGCACAACAAACGCAGCACAGUCUCUCACACACACACACACACACACACACACACACACACACGAGUUGAACCCGUGCUGGAGACACACGAGUUGAAAAUCCCCCUUGGUCCAUACCCAACACAGCCGUCAGGCACCCAGCCGUGUGUUAAAGAAACCCCUAUGCUGGACACACAAAACUCACACCACAAAGCUUGCUGGGACACACACACACACAAAUUCACAUUAGAAACACGAAAGACACCAACGCGUUGGAUGUCCAGAGAUCUACGGGGAAGGGGGCUUUCUCUCCCUCCCCCCACCUCCCCCCUCCCUUUCUCCCUCUCACACUGACCCCGUCCCAGGUCCCAGGUCCCAGGCCUGUCUGGGGGAGGGGGCAGGAAGGCCUGAGCUGGCCUCCCCCGGCCCUGCUUCCUGCCCCUUGGGGGCAGGACGGGAAGCCGGGGCUCCAGCCGGAACCCAGGCUCCCCCCCUCACGACUUCC